AUGACUUUUGGUCCGACUAUAUACUGGUUUCCAACACACUGGGAUUUCUGGGGACGCCGCCUCAACGGUUUGAGUUGGGUGUCCGCCAAGAUUCAACUUACCAUUACGGGUGUAACGGGACAUUAUGCCGACGGCCUUCUUGGCCUUCUGAUUAUACCUGUAUCGAGAAAUAGCCUUGUUGGACAGGCAUUCUCUGUGCAUCGCGGCACAUUACUUUUCGCCCAUCGAAUCAUUGCUUAUCUGUUCUCAAUUGCCGUCGCUGCGCACGGGAUUACAUACAUUGUCUAUGCUACGGAUGGUAGCAGCGAAGGAGAUAAAACCAAGGAAGAGGCUUUAGCAACAGGAAAUCCAACAAUGACCUUAUCAGAGAGUAAACAAAGAAGCCCCUGGUUCGUGCAGACCACAUACACUGGAAUCGCUGUCUUCCUGCCGAUCUUGGCCAUCCUCGUCACUUCACUCAAGUAUAUUCGUCGCCAACACUACAACUUGUUCUACUACACUCACGUCAUUUGUGGCAUUAUAAUCUUUGUUGCAUCCUAUAUCCAUGCCAGUACCGACUUCUAUCUUCUUCUCCCUGGUUUGUUGUUGUGGGUAGGAGACUGGGUGAGAAGAGUAUUUUUCGGAGAGACCAAUGGAUUGAGUACAAAGACCGUCGCCACCCUCGAGAAUGCAGGCGGUAGCUGGAUCAGAAUCUCGCUUCCUGCGAAGAGCACCCCACAACAGAUCAUGGAGAAACCCGUACCAACCUCCGAGCCCUUACUGUAUUACUAUCUCAAUGCUCCGGCGGUUAGCAAGUUCCAGAUCCAUGCUUUCACAGCUGCCGUUUCGGCUUCCACUAGUCAUGGACAAAGAUUCCUGAUACAACGAGCGAGCGGCAAGCCUAGAAAGAGACUUGACAAAGAAUGGACCUGGAAGUUGGGAGCUCUGGAUGCCGGCUAUAUCAAUGCAUCUCACAUCCUGUGCAUUGUUGGCGGGACAGGUGUUACGGGAGCUCUUAGUCUAGCACGUUGGUGGCUGGACGCUGGGCCUGUGAGUAGUCGGUUCACCUUGAUUUGGACCGUGCGUACCAGAGACUCAGUCGAAAUCAAGGAGUGGGCAGAUCUCGUGGAUGUGGCAAGUACCAACAGCAACCUCGACAUGAGGUCACAUAUAAGCUCUGAAAAUGGGCGCUUAGACACUGCCUUGAUACUUAGGGACGCUUUUGAGGCGCGCGACGUUAUGGCAGCUGAUUCUCGCGGAAACGGAUGGGUCUAUGGCGCAGGACCUGACGCAUUAGUAACGAUGACUGAGCGAUCAUGUAUUGAGGUACGAAAGGAUCUGAAGAGGAGCAGAAAGAGUGGCGAUCAAGGAACCUGGGCACUGAACGACUUCUCUUGGUAUUUGGAAGCCUAG
Fusarium tjaetaba is the source of this 1392-nucleotide messenger RNA. Its product is annotated as ferric reductase. The transcript is spliced from 3 exons. Lineage: Eukaryota; Fungi; Ascomycota; Sordariomycetes; Hypocreales; Nectriaceae. The record is from RefSeq and is a predicted model, not a curated record. Bases 1 to 1392 code for a protein of 463 amino acids. Gene Ontology annotation, cellular component: plasma membrane.